CUGGGGGCAGUGGGCGGGGCCGCCGAGCAGGGAGAGCAGAUAAAGUCCUGGCUGCGGGCGGGUCACUAAGCUGCUGGCUGCAGGUGAGUACCGGGCAGGGGGUCCAGGGUGAGGAUGGUGUUUGUACCCUGAGGGCGAUAUACGGCCAUAAUCUUAUUAACGGUCUCCAUGGUGACAGCAAGGUGACAGGCCAAAGCAAUCAACACUGAGCUCUCUCUGCAGAUACUCUCCAGGCUGAUUGCUCUGGCCUUAAAUCUGAUUUAAAUCUGCUUUUACCUCCAACAGACAAAAAUCAGCCCUGUGCUCCAACUCCCACUACUCCUGGGCAGCAGCAGGGGCUACAGUAAUACCAGCCCAGAUACAUCCAUGGGAAAGCACUAUCCCUAAUCCUUGUACACACUUUAAAUAACUGUAGGGUUUUUUAAUAUCACUCCAGUGGUCUUUAACCCCUUAAGGACCAAACUUCUGGAAUAAAAGGGAAUCAUGACAUGUCACACGUCAUGUGUCCUUAAGGGGUUAAAGUGUCAGCUCACCUGCUAAGUCAAACUUGAAAGGCCAUUGAAUUGAUACUAAAGAAAACCCUCCAGUGUUUUAAUUUAAUGGUGCCAAGGGAUGUGGAAUAAUGUACACGUUAACUUUUUUUUUUUUUAUUAUUAUUGUAUGUAUUGGGGCUGAUGUGUAUUGUAAGCAUUGCUGCCACCCAGAAAGAGUGGCAGUUUGAGUGCAGACUUGGAUUUCUCUCCCCCCCCACUCCCCAAGUUUGGCUAUUUUGACCUUAAAUUUUAAAUUCACCUUGAAUUUUCAUUUUGAAUAACCUUGUGUUUAGUUUUAGAUCUUACGACUCCUUCUACCAUUUUUUUGCAUAUGAGUUAAAGGGAUAGAGGGAUUUUUGGAUAAAAGUAUCGGUUAUAGAAAAGUGUUUGGAAAAAAUAGAGUAAUCAGAUGAAAACUGUUUUGGUUUUAUACCACUGUCCUGUUUUCUAACUGUUUCACUAAAAUAACUUGGCCCCCAAAACAUUACUAGGUUGACCUUUUCGCUGCUGUCCUGUAAAAGUACUCGUCAUACUAAAUGCCUCUGUUGGUUUCACUGGGAAGCCCAGACAUUGCAUGCUCUUGCAUAAAGUCGUCAGGGGAAUAUAGCUGGGAAAAAAGUAAUCUAAUCUGUUACUGUGAUGCAACUAGUCACCCAGGUGAAUACAGGUGUUGUGGCAUUGAGAGGAUGCUUUAUUAUUCUAGCAGGUAUUUAUAAUCAAAGCAAUUUGUAUUCCCUGGAAGAAAAAAUAUAUAGCAUUUUGGAGCUUGUGACCUUAUGUAAGAUAUAUGGGAAAGUAGAAGUAAUAAACUGGUGGAAAAAGUACUGUCUAGCUUUCUUCUGUUUUUUUUUUUUUUUAGUUUUUUUUUUAACUGGUCUGGGCUCCUAUAGUUUCCCUUUAACCCCUUAAGGACCAAACUUCUGGAAUACAAGGGAAUCAUGACAUGUCAUGUGUCCUUAAGGGGUUAAACUUGUAUUACAUAUGUAGCCAUUGCCUUCACCAGUUAAGUCAUGUACAUUUAUGGCACACUUUGCAAAUGAGUAGGAGAAAUAGAAAUAUUGUUUAAUCUCUGUAUGCCUAUUAUAUGCAGACUACCAGAGGGAAAGGUCAGAGCUUAUAAAAUGAUUAACAGAAGGGGAGAACUCAACCCCUUAAGGACACAACUUCUGGAAUAAAAGGGAAUCAUGACGGAAUAUUUCCGUCAUGUGUCCUUAAGGGGUUAAUCUUUGCGUAAAGAGGUGUAGCCUUCCACAUUUUAACUUUGUUUCAGUAACCACAACAGCUCACUGUAGUGGUUAUGGUGGCUUUAGUCUGUGGGCACCAUCCCCUGUUUUUUUGUGAAACCGUUUAGAUGUUGGACAAAAGAAACAAGGUUUCUCUGCAUCACUCAUCUAGUCUUUCUACUUCCUAGUGUGAUUAUGCAGAAGUGUAGCUUUUACAUUAUCAACUGCAAUGGCAUCCCUCCAACCUUGAACAUUGACAGGCUGUUCAAGGUUGGACAAAUCAGGAGACUGUGCUCAAACUCAUAGCACAAUUGAACUGUAGUGGCUAUAUUUCUUGGACGAUCAUAUAAUUAUCCUUUGGGUUGUUUUUGUUGCUUUUUAAGUCACAUGCUAUUUUUCCAAAUUAAAAUUAUUGCAACAUAAAUAACCUUAUUUGAGCAUAAACUUUGUAAUGCUUUUGUCAAAUCUCCACAGUUCUGCUUAUAUUGAAUGGCUUGUAGAUGAGGUUUAAUAUUAAAAGUAGCUUGUCAUUGUGGGAACAGUAAGACAAACACAUUACAGGCGGCUAAUGUGUAUAAAUAUAUUGCAUCUGCCUAUUGGCUUGUGCUGUAUAUGUAAGAUGUCACCUACCUGACAAAAUGUGUGUGUUUUGAGGUGUUGGGUUUUUUCAUUCUGGAAUGUAAGACGUUGCGGUCUAUGAAGGAUCCUGCAGAAUCCUCCAUAGAGCAACUUCUCUGAAGUAUUCACUGGGGGAUUGUCAUGUCUUGAUGGCAGUAGCUCUGACCACAGUCCCAAAGUGUAAUUUGUAGGUAAAAUACUGAGACAAAGUCCCUACUUUGUCUUGGUAUGUUUUGACUGGAAUUUCUGUGAGAUUCCAACAGUCAAUGAGUAUUUCAUAUAAACUUUUUUUUUUUUUUAACUCCAUUUGCAGGUUGAGAUCAGUUACUUAUCAAAGGUGAAAUCUUUGACUCAUCAGUUGAAUGCUUAAGGAUUGUGACCAGGAAAGUUGGUACUUAAGUCCAGUUGUGGUUUUUAAAUGCAGCACACACUGAAUAAACAAAGGAUAUUUGUUGAUUCAUACAAAGUAUUGUUUCCGUCCCUUGUGCUUGCAUCACAGUGACAAAGCAUAAUGGUAAAACAUAACCACUAAUCGUAUAAUAAGCACUACAGUGACCAAGCAUAAUGGUAAAACAUAAGCACUAAACGUACGAGGGCUUUAAGAAGUGCUUUACAUAUGUAAAUGGAGAUUUUGGCAAAGUGCUGUAAGCUGAUGUGAUUUCUUUUGUUUUAAUGCUCUGCUGCAUUAAUCAAGUCCUUUUUGUGGUUUGUUAGAAUAAACUUUUAGGAUUAUCCUCUAAACUUAAAUUAAUUUGGUAGAUUAAUAGUUUAAGGGGGAGAUGGUCCCACACCGCUACUUUGCUCUGCCUGCCAGGUGCCAAGUGAUAUCUCUGCCAGUAGAAGGAAAGCGCUCACCCCUUUUUGUCCUGACGAAAGCUUGAGGGGAUCAAGCUGGAACGUUGCCUGUACUGGUUUAGUGGAGGUAAUAAAAGGAAUAUUUUACUUAUAGUCUUGGAGUGCUAUCACUGGCAACUAUUUUUUUCUUUUUUUUUUUAGAUAGGCUGCAGGGCUGCAUAAACCAGGUGAUUUAACUCUUAAAUGGCAGAGAAUUGAGCAGUGUAACUGCAGGGGCACGAUCUAUAUACCAAAACUGUUUCAUUUAGCUAAGGUUGUUUUGGUGACAUAGUAUCCCUUCAAUGGUAGAACAGUCUUAAUUUCAAAGACUGUGAUGGGGAAGCUAGAAAACAAUCCCCCAUGCAAUUCUAUUGCUCCCUAUCACUCUUAUGCACCCACAGCAGACUUUGUUCACUUGCUGGGCAGUAUGGGAAGCAUUGACGCUGAUUUGCCUCUUAAGCUAGCGGAGGAUGGCUCUACUCGGGGAAGUCUCCCCAAGCCGUGGCAAUAGGGAAUGGGUGUUACAGCACAGAGGGUCUCUGAGACUGGUGACACUGGAGUGAGGUGCUGUAAUGUUACAGCUCCCAAAGCAACUCGAUAUAAUUUAUCUUUAUGAUUUAUUAGAUAGAUAAUGCUUUGGGAGCUGUUGUAGGGUUAGGUGAAUUUGUAGUGCCAGGUUUACAUUAACUGUUCUUGCUGUUCAUCUAAAGUAUGUAUUGAAGAUUUUUAUGCUCACAACGGAGUUAAAUGUGCAUAUCAUCCGUAUGUCGAGAGCUCUCCAGAGAUGCUGGUUUCAGAGCACUGCUGGUAUUAAUGAUAAAUCAAUAUUGCACUUCCCUUGAUAUAAUAAUAAUAAUAAUAAUAAUAAUAAUAAUAAUCCAACAGAUUCCGUAGCGCUUUACAAUAUUAUGAGAGGUGGGAUGUAACUAUAAAUACUACAAUUACAAGAAAACUUACAGGAAUGAUAGGUUGAUUAAGCACAUUCCUGUGUGGAAUGCAUGAGGCAGGCCUUUCACAUAGCUGAUACUGGCUUACCAACAUUUACCUGAUCAGUCUUGUCAGACCUCAUUCUUAAUGGCUAAUUUUAUACAUUCUAUUGUCUCUAGUGUAAUAAUGAUGGUAUUUAAGUAGUCUUUCACCCAAUAUACGUUCUGCUGAAAAUAUUACUGAUUGGGCUUCAUCUCGCAUGGCUUGGUUUCUACUUAUUUUUAAAAUGUGUUUUUUAUAUAUUUUAUAUUGGGGGUGGUGGCUGUUUACAUGCUUAGAAACAUUUCUUUAUUGCAGUCGAAGGUGGCUGCUGCUUAACUCUUCUCAUUCCUUUAAUUUUAACUUGAUUUUCUGUGGGGUUUUUUUUUCCAGGUAUUUCAGUCAUGGCUUCAGCACAGUCUGUGCUCAUAUUUGCUGUGUGUGUUUUAUUGAUAUCUGAAAUAAUACUUGCAAAGAAGACUUAUUAUGAAAUAUUGGGGGUUCCAAAAAAUGCUUCAGAGCGACAGAUCAAAAAAGCUUUUCAUAAACUUGCAAUGAAAUACCACCCUGAUAAAAAUAAAAGCCCUGAUGCUGAAGCAAAGUUUCGGGAAAUAGCUGAAGGUAAGAAAACUUAAUCCUGUAAAACUAUCUCAUAACUGCAGCUUCAAAGACAAAUGUAGUGACAUUUAUAAACUGUAUAUAUCUUGCAUAUAUCCAUUGUACAGCGCUAUGUAAAAAUAUAGAUGCCUGCAAAAAAAUAUUUUUGCUUGAUGCCUAUUGCAGUCGAUGUGUGGGGAGAAUUUUUUGUUUUUUUUUGUUUAAGCAUAACAAAAUAGCAUACAUGUUUACAUUUGGUGGUCUUGUCCUAACUGUAUUUUUUUUAUUUAUUUUUUUUUAGCGUAUGAGACGCUUUCUGAUGAAAAUAAACGGAAAGAGUAUGACCAGUUUGGGCAUGAUGCUUUCGCAAAUGUUGGAAAGGGUUCGAAUGACCAGCACUUCCACCAACCUUUCCAUUUCAAUUUAGACGACCUUUUCAAGGACUUUGACUUUUUUGGUGAGAGUCAGCACACUAGAUCCAAGAGUCAAUUUGACAGCCACUUUAGGAGCCAACAGGAAUCUCAUAAUAGACACAGACGUCACUUUGAAGACUUUUCCUUUGGAGGAGGACUGUUUAAUGAUAUGUUUGAAGAUAUGGAGAAAAUGUUUACUUUUGGCAGCUUUGAUAAUGCUCAGCGACACAACGCAAGAGCAGAAAAUGUGUUUAGUGGGUCCAGCAAACAUUGUAGAACUGUCACUCAGCGUAGAGGAAACAUGGUUACUACCUACACAGAUUGCUCAGGACAAUAAAUGCUGUUUGUGUACUAAAACAAGUAAUAGGUAACAAAGUUGCGCUCUAAUGAACAGUUUGCUAUUAAGCUUUUAUUCUAGACUUCAGAAGUACUGGAGAGUGGUAGCAGAGUAUAAAGCAAUUUUCAGCAAUCCGUUUGUGUUUACAAUUAACAACUCACCAUGGAAGACUGAAAUCAACAUUAGUAGGGUGCUAAAUGUUUUCCUAGUGGCUAUUUAUUUGAAAAUAUGUACAAAUGUCUCAGUUGCAUUGGGGAAGUCUACAACUCAAACCUAAAAGUUAUGUGUUCCAGAAUCGGUUUUCGUAAUCUUUUCUUGCAUGAGGAAAUGGGCAAUAACUAAACAUAUUCUUGUGUUUUAAGGAUCUGUUUUAUAGUAAUCUAUGCAAAUGUAAUUCAAUUUACAUGUGUAUUUUCUUCCUUGUUGUAAAAGCUGUUCACCUAACAGUCCUUUUUUGAGUUUUCAGAACUUUCUAAAGUCAACCGAAUGAGUGUUUGUCUUGCUCUUUCCAGACAUUCCUAACACAUCAGAAAUGCCUAACAUGCUUAGUCCUAUGGCAUUGUGUUCGUACACCUAGAAUAGUGGAAAAUUGAUAUGGGAAAUGACCAACUUUAAACCCAAAAUUGAAGUAUUUCUCCAAUCUGGCCUUAUUUUGUCUUCCCUUCUCUGUGAUUCCCAUUUUAGAAUGACACCGUAGGCACCAUAACUGUCUUUUCUGGUUAUAGUGUCUGGAUUCCUCUGGCUCUGCCUUUCCAAUCAGCAUGGAACAGGUUUUUUUUUUUUUUUUUUUUUUUUUUUUUUUUUUUUUUUUUUUUUUUUUUAUAUUUUAAUGCUUAACAAUAAUCAUAGCAACGUAUCACCUCUGUGCUGCCUGGACUGAAUAAUAAUUAGCCAAUCACAGACUCCUAUUGCUGCUUAGAAGUGUGCCAGCAGACUGCGAUCAGCCUAUCACAGUGCCACUGCAGGUAUGGUAAUAAGUGUGUAAUCUGUCUUGUCCAAAACCCCAUUCAGCUACGGGAGGAUAAAACCUGUUCCUUCAAUGUUAAACUGCUCAGAAUGGUUUGACCCUGAAUGGAGGAACAGUGUCAGGCACCAUAACAAACUCAAUGCGAUUUACAUGGUUAUAGUGCUUACAGCAACUCCAGAUGUUGCUGAACUACAACUCCCAUGACUCUUUGAAAUAGCCAGAGAAUCAUGGGAGUUGUAGUUCAGCAACAUCUGGAGGGCCGAAGUUUGGACACCCCUGAUUUAAUCUAGUGUCCCAUUACAGAAUGUGCUUGUUUAGCACUCUGCUCUCGUUUGGUUUGGGAAAUAAUGGCGACUGCAAAAAAGUUCCAACUUGUUUUGCUUUCUCAGAAGCAUUAAAAAAAUUUAAAAUUGGCAUUUAGCACUUUCAGCCUGUGCAAGUAGUGUAUCAUUAAAUCUUUACAUGCUAUGUGGUCCCAUUUCAAGUGCAGUCGACUAAGGCAGUUUAAAAUAAAUAUGCACAUACUUUUUAUUUAUUUUUUUCUUCCCCAAUUAAUAUGAACAAAUGCCGCGCUCAAAAUGUUAUUAUUGGGCUUCUUCCGCUCCUCAAACUUUCUUGAUUUUGUUUUUCCUCUUAACAAGAAACAAAUCUUAGACGUAAAUCCUAACUUGACUUGCAAGGAGUCAAUCCAUUGAAUGAGGUUCAUGUCCGCAUAUAGUGAAAGCUCUUAAAAGGACCAAACUUCUGGAAUAAAAGGGAAUCUUGACAUGUCCCAUGUCAUGUGUCCUUAAGGGGUUAAUCUAUUAAAGGGGAUAUCCCAAAAAGGAAUAGACCCCCACAUUCCCUAAUAAAGGAAAACACCAGCAUUUUGUCCUUGACAUGAUUAUAGAACACAUGUUGCAUUUCACAUUGACUUUUUUUUUAAUUUCUAAAAAUGUGAAUUUUCUUACAAAUCUUCCAUGAAACUGUAUUUUUGAAGACUCUGCUUUUUAGAAUUAGUGUACACAAACUAGUUGUUUAUGGCAACCAAUACUGGCUCUUAAACAUUCUACUUGCAGAUGUGCUUGUUUGGAUUGUGUGUUUUUUUUUUUUUUUUUUUUUUUCGUCAAUCUUUUAAUUUGGUACACUUGCCUUGCCUGACGUUCCCUGAAAGGUUAUUUAACCUAUAUUCUUUGGUAAUGCUUCACUUUAAUGUGAAACAUUACAAAACGUGCAAUAUCUUACAGUAUAUUUCCUUUCCUUGUGUGCAAAGUGAUCAAAUGUUCUAUUCUUUUUGUGUUUUAACAAUUUAAUUCUGCACUUUGUCUUUACCAUACUCCAUAUGAAUAUAAAUCCUAUGGAUAUAAUGAAUACUCGUGUAAUGAGUUAAGUGAAAUAAACUUUAAUGCUUAUUUGUCAAGU
Molecule: messenger RNA, 7889 nt
Organism: Pelobates cultripes (western spadefoot toad)
Lineage: Eukaryota; Metazoa; Chordata; Amphibia; Anura; Pelobatidae
Source: the annotation of a GenBank genome assembly